CGCGUGCAUGGAUGCCUGCUAAACGGCAACCUGGCGUCAGGGUAACUAAGAACCGGUCUGUUGUCGGGAUAGUUUUUUUUUUAUCUUGGGAAGAUAUCUAUGCCCAACAAACCACCAACCAGCAGUUGAUCGCAGUUCUGUGCCAGAGGUGGGUGUGCGACUUCGAGGGAGAGAAUACUGUGACGUGUGUUUCAUGUCGAUCUUUCUGCUUCAACCGACUCCGUGGUCCAAGAAAGUUAGUCUCGCAAUUCUUAGUUUUACAGCAACCAAAGAUGAGCGACAAGCCGAGCCCCGCCGUUGACCUUCAUACGCACAUUCUACCUCCAACCUGGCCAGACCUGAAGGAGAGAUACGGGUACGGAGGCUUCGUGCAGCUGCAGCCCUGCACGCACGAUGUCUCGAAAGCAAGCAUGAUGAAGGACGGUAAGGUGUUCCGCGUGGUGGACAGUAACUGCUGGAGUGCGGAGGCCAGACUGAAGGACAUGGCGGACACGGGCGUCACGACGCAGGUUCUGUCCACCGUCCCCGUCAUGUUCUCCUACUGGGCCAAGCCUGACCACACCCUCGACCUCUCCAGGUUGCUAAACGACGACAUCGCAGGACACGUGACGAAACAUCCCGACAAGUUCGUGGGUCUAGGCACAGUGCCUAUGCAAGCGCCGGAGUGCGCCGUGGAGGAGCUCAAGCGUCUCAAGGCGGACCUGCACUUUCCCGGCAUCCAGAUAGGCUCGCACGUUAACGACUGGAACCUGGACGCGACGGAGCUGCAUCCUGUUUGGAAAACUUGCGAAGACUUGGGCCUGAGUGUGUUCGUGCACCCGUGGGACAUGGUGAUGGGCGGACGACACAGCAAGUACUGGUUACCGUGGCUGGUAGGGAUGCCGGCCGAGACCGCCACCGCCAUCUGCUGCAUGAUGAUGGGCAACAUCUUCACGCAGUUCCCCAGGCUGAAGGUCUGCUUUGCGCACGGUGGAGGCAGCUUUCCUUACACUGCAGGGCGCAUUCAACACGGCUAUCGAGUGCGCCCUGACCUCUGCGCCACAUCUUGCAGCACCGAACCCAGCGCUCUCCUGGGAUCCUUCUGGUGUGACAGCCUCGUGCACGACCAGCGCGCCCUGGACCUUCUGCUGCAGGUGGUGGGGGAAGACCGAGUGGUGCUGGGUUCAGACUACCCAUUCCCACUGGGGGAACACGUCCCAGGACAGCUGGUGCGCCAGUCGUCCCUCCCUCAAGAUGUCAAGAGCAAAAUACUCUUCACGAACGCCAUGGACUUCCUCGGCCUAGACUCUAGCAUGUACACUUGAGUUAUGCUCUAAAGACGUAAGAGUGACUCUUAUCAAUUAUCGUACGAACUUUCAAAGACUUUUAUAACUCAUCCUUGGUUUCAUUGCAUAAAUAGUCUGUUGCGCAACAAUUCAGGGAAAGUUCAUUUAAAUUUUGCUGUUUUAUUCGUUUAUUCUGAGGUUUUUGGUAAUUUUUUAUAUCGCUCUGUGCAUAGCGAAAUGUUCAGGUGGAAUUUUUUCGCAGCUUAAAUAUCAACAAAUUCGUUAUCUUGAUUCAUCCACUUGGUUGUAGUAAUUUUUUAAGUGAAGUGCUUGUUCCAAAUUUGUUCGAGUCAUCAUCUUUUGGUUUACCUUCAAGGGGAAUAUCUUUCGAGUACCUUUAAUAUAAUGUCAUCAUUUUUCAAACUUUUACGAGCAUUAUAGGUAUGCGUGUGAUAAAGUGAAUAGACAAGGCACUAAACCGGUGACAUGUAGGCGAAUAAUUAGAUUCGAUAAGUAGAUGCUUGAGGGUUUAGUUUAGAUUGAAUGAGGUAGAGGAGGCUUGGUGGAUUUCCAUUUUCAGGAGGAUAUUAGUGAUGGGUUCAUCUAUUUACGUUACAUACGGUUUGGUGAGCAUUUUCUGGGAGGGGAAAAUGUUGUGUUCUCUCUUAAAUAUGAUUUUCUAAUAAAUGUUAAAGAGAU
Molecule: messenger RNA, 1964 nt
Organism: Hyalella azteca
Lineage: Eukaryota; Metazoa; Arthropoda; Malacostraca; Amphipoda; Hyalellidae
Product: 2-amino-3-carboxymuconate-6-semialdehyde decarboxylase
Exons: 7
Coding region: 12-1304 (430 amino acids)
Biological process (GO): secondary metabolic process
Cellular component (GO): cytosol; cytoplasm
Molecular function (GO): hydrolase activity; carboxy-lyase activity
Source: RefSeq, a predicted model, not a curated record